CGGGGACGGAGGGGAUUCCCCCCCCCUCCGGGCGUCCUCGUGGAGACCGGAAGCGGAAGUGAGCGGGCGCACGCGGGCCCGGAGGGCGGCCGGGAGGCGGCGGCGGCCGACCUGUUCACGAGAAACCGGAAUCAUGAGUCUCGCACUCAACGAUCUGCUUCUUUGCUGCCGUCAACUCGAGAACGACAGAGCUGCAGAACGAAGGAAAGAAGUGGAAAAAUUCAAGCGGCUGAUUCGUGAUCCUUUAACGGUUCAGUGCCUGGAUCGGAAUUCCGAUGCCCGGCAAGGAAAACAUUUGAAUUGGGACGCCAUUUUUCGGUUUUUACAGAAAUAUAUCCAGAAGGAAACAGAAUGUCUCAAGACGGCGAAACCCAAUGUAUCUUCCUCAACGCAAGCCACCCGACAGAAGAAGAUGCAAGAAAUCAGCAGUUUGGUCAAGUACUUCAUCAGAUGCGCAAAUAAAAGAGCGCCCAGGUUAAAAUGUCAAGAGCUCCUAAAUUUUGUCAUGGAUACCAUAAAGGAUUCAUACAACAGUGCCAUAUACGGAGCGGACUGUAGCACUAUUCUGCUCAAGGAGAUUCUUUCCGUGAGGAAAUAUUGGUGUGAAAUUUCACCUCCGCAGUGGGCGGAAUUAUCCACCCUCUACUUCAGAUUGCACCUGAAACCGUCCAAAGAUAUUAACAGAGUUCUGGUGGCUAGAAUAAUCCAUACCGUGACCAGAGGAUGCUGUUCCCAGACCGAUGGAUUAAAUUCCAAGCUUUUUGACUUGUUUUCCAGAGCCAUGCAGUGUGCAAGGCAGGAGAAGAGCUCUGCGGGUAUGAAUUAUAUUCUAGCGGCUCUUAAUAUCUUCCUCAAAGUCUUUGCGGUGAACUUUCGCUUGCGGAUUUGUAAAUUGGGAGAAGAAAUCCUGCCCGUCGUGCUUUAUAUCUGGACUCAAAACAGGCCAAAUGAUUCCCUGAAGGAAAUAAUUAUCGAGCUGUUUCAACUGCAAGUUCAUAUCCAUCAUCCCAAAGGAGCCAAAACCCGGGAAAAAGGUGCUUGUGUUUCAUCCAAAUGGCAGAGUAUCCUGUACGACAUGUACGACGUAUUGGUCGGCGAAAUAAGUCAGAUAGGAAGCCGAGGAAAGUAUUCUUCGGGAUCUCGCAACAUUGCUGUGAAAGAAAGCCUGAUUGAAUUAAUGGCGGACAUUUGUCACCAGGUCUUUAAUGAAGAUACCCGAGUCCUGGAGAUUUCUCAGUCCUACGCUUCAAAUUCGAAAGAAUGUUCUGAUGGCGGCGCACCCUGUAAAAGGAGAAAGAUAGAACUAAGCUGGGAAGUAAUUAAAGAUCACCUUCAGAAAUCCCAGAAUGAUUUUGAUCUUGUGCCUUGGUUACAGAUCGCAGCCAAAUUGAUAGCAAAAUAUCCUUCCAGUCUCCCAGUCUGUGAGCUAGCUCCUUUAUUGAUGAUCCUACACCAGCUGUUGCCGCAGCGACGUGGAGAGCGCACACCCUACGUGUUGCGGUGUCUGAUGGAAGUCGCCCUGUGUCAAGGGAAGAAACCCGCCCUGGAGAGCUCGCAAAAGUCAGAUCUUCAGAAACUGUGGAUCAAAAUUUGGUCCAUUACCUUUCGCGGGAUCAGCUCUCAGGAAAUAGAAAGAGAAAGCUUCGGCUUACUUGGAACCAUAAUUCAAGGCGGCUUGAUUGAAACGGACCGAGAACUCUGGAAAUUAUUUACGGGAUCUGCCUGCAGGCCCUCGUGUCCUGCAGUGUCCUGUCUGACCUUAGCUCUGACCACUUGCGUGGUUCCAGAAGCGGUGAAAGUAGGAAUGGAGCAGAGCGCUUGUGAAAUAACUACAAGUUGCACAUUAAAAGAGGCAAUAAUGAAGUGGCUGUUGUGUCACCCGUUGGAGAAUGAAAUGGAGGAAAGCGCAGAACUCCUUCCGGUUCUCUGCAGCGACUUCCCUCAUCUGGUUCUGGAGAAGAUUCUCGUGAGCCUCACCAUGAAGAACUGUAAAGUCGCAAUGGAGUUUUUCCAGAAAGUUCCUGGGUGUAAGCAGCACCAAAAAGGCAGAGAGACUACUUUUUCUGAAACGGAAGAACUGUAUCUUCAAACAACCUUCGAUCAGAUGGAUUUUUGUCCCAACAUCAUGAAGAAUGUUCCAGAGGAAACCCAGACCAAUGCAGGUCUUUCGGUCAACCAGAAUCUGAGAGAAACACUAGAACACUGUCUCCUUGGAAUAGCGGAACAGCUUCUAAGUGGUUACUCCUCAGAGACGACAACUUCAGAAACUCUUGUUCGGUGUUCCCGCCUAUUGGUGGGGGUCCUGGGUUGCUAUUGCUACGCCGGUGCCUUAGCCGAAGAUGCGGCGUUUACCUCAGAGUUGUUCCAGAAAGCCAAGUCGCUAAUGCAGUGUGCUGGAGAAAGCAUUGCUUCGUUUAAUGGUAAGGUAAAUGAAGAUUCUAGGAUCGCCUCUCUGAGGAAUAUGAUACUGCUGUGUACAAGCUGCCUGUGUAACUGCACCAAGAACAACCCAAAUAAAAUGGUAUCGGGCUUUUUUUUACGUUUAUUAACAUCCAAGCUGAUGAAUGACAUUGCCGACAUCUGUAAAAAUCUAGCAUCUUGUAUUAAAAGAUUAAGCGAAGUUGCGGAAGUAGAACUAAUAGAAGAUGAAAUCGAUGAGAAUAUAAUGGAGGUAGCGGAUCAGUCAUCCAUGGACCUUUUUGAUGAUCCCGAUGUCUCUGAUAUUAAUGAUGCUAAUGAAGCGGGAGAUGUACAAAAUGUAGUUGGUGCCUUGAGCCCUCUGGCCGAAGAACAUUUGACGAAGCAAGAUUUACUUCUCCUGGAUAUGCUGAAAUUUUUGUGCAUGUGUGUAACGACAGCCCAGAACUAUACAGUGUCUUUUAGAGUAACUGACAUACGGAGAAAACUGUUAAUGUUAAUUGACACUAGUACUCUCGAUAUAUCUAAAUCCCUUCACCUUCACAUGUAUUUGCUGCUUUUAAAAGAACUCUCAGUUGAAGAAUGUCCACUCCCAAUGGAAGACGUCGUCGAACUUCUUAAGCCUCUUUCCAACGUGUGUUCUCAGUAUCGUCGAGACCAAGAAAUUUGUGCGGCAGUUUUGAAGCACCUUCUUCCUAUAGUUGCCAAUCUUGGACAGACCAGUGCAGAUCUUGAAAACACGAGGGGAGCCCGAGGACAGUUCCUAACUGUGAUUGGGGCAUUUUGGCACCUCACAAAGGAAGGGAAAUGCACAUCCCUCGUAAGAGUGGCGCUACUAAACUGCUUAAAAACCCUGCUUGAGGCCGAUCCUUAUUCUGAAUGGGCUGUUCUCAGUGUAAUGGGAAAAGACUUAUCCGUGACUCAAGUUUUUCCCCAGUUCCUUGCUGAUAGCCACCAUCGAGUCCGCAUGCUCGCUGCAAAGUCAAUAAACAGAUUAUUCCAGGAUCUUCGAAAAACAAAGUCUUCUGGGUUAUCGAAAGCGCUUCCUUUGAAGUUCCAGCAGAUGGCUUUUGAAAACGCGUACCUGAAAGUUCAAGAAGGCAUGAAAGAUACGCCUCAAGAUGCCGUUUGUCCCGAGGAAGUCCAGGAUGAGCGCUGUAAUAGAAAAGCUGUCUUAGUGACACUGAUAUCCAUGAUUUUAUACUGUAGCCCUGUCUGUGAGAAACAGGCUCUAUUUGCCAUGUGCCAAUCUGUGAAAGAAAACGGACUCGAACCACAGCUUAUAAAAAAGGUUUUGGAGAGAGUGUCUGAAAUUUUUGGGUAUCGUCGUUUAGAAGACUUCAUGACUUCUCAUUUAGACUAUUUGGUAAUGGAAUGGCUGAAAUUACAAGAUACCGGCUACAGCUUAUCGUCUUUUCCUUUCAUUUUAUUAAACUACAAAAAUCUUGAGGAGUUCUACAGGUCUUGUUAUAAGGUUUUAAUUCCCCAUCUUGUGAUUAGAAGUCAGUUCGAUGAUGUGAAGUCUAUUGCUGACGAGAUUCAAAAGGAUUGGAAAAGUCUCCUGACAGAUUGCUUUCCCAAGAUCCUCGUAAACAUUCUCCCCUAUUUUGUCUACGAAGAAGUGGGAGACCCUGACAUAUCACAACAAAGAGCUAUAGCGUCUAAAGUCUACGAUAUGCUAAAAGAUGAAAGCUUCUUAGGAAAACAGCAGAUUGACCAUUUACUUAAUAGCAACUUGCCUGAGAUCGUGGUGGAGCUGUUGAUGACAUUACACGAGCCAGCCAGCCCAGAAGUGGGUCAGAGCACCAGCCUUGCUCAGUUUUCAGGAGACCUGGAUCCUGCUCCUAACCCUCCUCAUUUUCCCUCUCAUGUGAUCAAAGCCACUCUGACUUAUAUCAGCAAUUGCCAUAAAACCAAGUUAACAAGCAUUUUAUCCAUUCUUUCAAAAACUCCUGAGUCUUUUCAGAAGAUCCUCUUUGCUAUUUGCAAGCAAGCAGCAGAAACCAAUAAUGUUUAUAAAAAACACAGAAUUCUUAAAAUAUAUCAUCUGUUUGUGAGCCUAUUACUCAAGGAGAUAAAAAGCGGCUUGGGAGGAGCGUGGGCUUUUGUUCUUCGAGAUGUAAUUUAUACCCUGAUCCAUCAUCUCAACAAUAGGUCUUCCCAUUUCACGGAUGCCUCCUCACGCAGUUUCUCCCUGUGCUGUGACCUGCUAAACUGUGUUUGCCGAGCAACAGUGACUUACUGUAAGGACGCCUUGGAAAGCCACCUUCACGUUAUUGUAGGCACCCUCAUACCUCUAGUGGGUGGCCAGUUGGAAGUUCAAGAGCAGGUCUUGGGAUUAUUGAAGUAUCUGGUCAUAGAUAACAAGGAUAAUGAACACCUCUACCAAACAAUUAGGCUUUUGGAUCCUUUUCCCGACAGCGCGGUCUUUAAGGACUUGCGACUGACCCAGCAAAAAAUCAAGUACAGUAGGGGACCGUUUUCACUCUUGGAGGAAAUUAACCACUUCUUGUCGGUAAGUGUCUGUGAUUCCCUGCCGUUGACUAGGCUUGAAGGAUUAAAUGAUCUUCGAAAAAAAUUGGAACAACAUAAGGAUCAGAUGAAGGACCUUAUUAAAGAGUCUCAGGAAAACCCAUAUGGUGGCGUUAUGGUGAAGCUUGUUGGGAGUUUGCUGCAGCUAGCCAAGAUGGGGGUAAACCACACCGGUGAAAGACAAGUUUUAGAGGCUGUUGGAAGCUGCUUGGGAGAAGUGGGUCCUAUAGAUUUCUCCACCAUAGCGCUCCAGCAUAGGAAAGAUGCAUCUUAUUCUAAAGCACUUGAUUUAUUUGAAAAUAAAGAACUUCAAUGGGCUUUUGUGAUGUUGAUGCUCCUAAAUAACACUCUGGUAGAAGACAGCGUCAAAGUACGAUCAGCCGCCGUCGCCUGUUUAAAGAAUAUUUUGGCCACAAAAACGGGACAUGAGUUUUGGGAGGUUUACAAGACUACAGCUGACCCUAUGCUAAUGUAUCUACAACCUUUCAGAACAUCCAAGAAAAGGUUUUUAGAAGUACCCAGAAUUGAAAGGGACAAUCCUUGGGAAAGCCUAGAUGAUUUAAGCUUGUGGAUUCCUCAAAAUGGAGAUCACGAACAUUGGAUCCGAGUGCUUACUUGCACCCUUUUGGACAGCGGCGGAGUAACAAGCGACGUUCUUCAGUUAUUAAAGCCAAUGUGUGAAGUGAAAACGGACUUUUGUCAGAAUGUGUUACCCUACUUGAUUCAUGACAUUUUGCUGCAAGACGCAAAUAAAUCGUGGAGAAAUCUCUUGUCUACACAUAUCCAAGGAUUCUUUACUCAUUUUUUCAAAUAUUCCACGCAGUCUAGCCGAUCGGCUACCCCUGCAAAUUUAGAUUCAGAACCAGAGCUCCUGGUGCGAGCACGCUUGGAUAAAAAGUCACGGCGGACAAUGCUCGCUAUUGUGGACUACCUGAGAAGACAGAGGCGACCUCAUUCAAAGACAGUGUUUGAUGACACUUUCUGGCUGGAGUUGAAUUAUCUUGAGGUGGCCAUGGCGGCCCAGUCCUGUGCGGCUCACUUCACAGCACUACUCUACGCAGAAAUCUAUGCCGAUAAGAAAAACUUGGAUGACCAGCAGAAAAGAACCGCUUUCCCAGCAAGCCGAAGUCCAAUGUUUGAAGAAGGAAGUCAAAAUACCACAAUUUCCAGUUUGAGUGAGAAAAGUAGAGAAGAAACCGGAAUAAGUUUACAGGAUCUCCUCAUGGAAAUAUAUAGAAGUAUAGGAGAGCCUGAUAGCCUUUACGGCUGUGGUGGAGGGAAGAUGUUGCAGCCCCUAGCAAGGAUACGAACUUACGAGCAUGAGGCAAUGUGGGGGAAAGCUCUCGUAACGUACGAUCUCGAGACAACACUGUCCCCGUGUACCCGCCAGGCAGGAAUAAUAGAGGCCCUUCAGAAUUCUGGACUGUGCCAUACUCUCUCUACAUACUUAAAGGGGCUGGACAAUGAAAAUGAAGAGUGGUGUGCUCAGCUACACGAGCUUCGUUAUCAGGCAGCUUGGAGAAACAUGCAGUGGGAUCUCUGUACCCCCAGCAAAAAGGAGAUAGAAGAACCUGGCUACCAUGAAUCUCUGUACCAGGCUUUGCAGUCUCUAAGAGAUAAUGAGUUCUCUGCAUUCUCUCAAACCCUCAAAUAUGCCAGGGUGAAGGAAGUGGAAGAGCUGUGUAAAGGCAGCCUGGAAUCUGUAUAUUCCCUCUACCCCGCACUCAGUAGAUUGCAGGCUAUUGGAGAGUUGGAGAAAAUCGGACAACUUUUUCUCAGGUCUGACCCCGAUAAACAGCUCCCCGAAGUUUAUUUGAAGUGGCAGAGACAGUCCCAGCUUCUCAAGGACAGUGACUUUGGUUUCCAGGAGCCCAUCAUGGCUCUGCGAACAGUCAUCCUGGAGAUCCUGAUAGAAAAAGAAACAGAGCAUUCCCAGAGAGAAUGUGUUAAGGACAUUCUCACAAAACAUCUAGUGGAACUCUCCACGCUGGCUCGGACUGCCAGAAACACCCAGCUUCCCGAAAGAGCAAUGUAUCAAAUCAAACAGUACAAUUCAGCUAGAAGCGAAGCCUCUGCGUGGCAGCUAGAGGAAGCUCAAGUUUUCUGGGCUAAAAAAGAGCAGAGUCUUGCUCUGAAUAUUCUAAAACAGAUGAUCAAGAAGCUGGAUUCAAAUUGGUCAGAGAAUGAUUCACGCCUACAGUUAAUACACACAGAGUGUUUGAGAGUCUGUGGAAACUGGUUAGCGGAAACAUGCUUGGAAAGCCCGACAGUUAUCUUGAAGAAAUAUUUAGAAAAGGCAGUGGAAAUCGCUGGGCGUCGGGACGGAGGCAGCAGCGAUGAGUUUAAGAGUGGAAAGCGGAAGGCUUUUCUCUCGUUGGCCCGUUUCUCUGAUACUCAGUACCAGAGGAUUGAGAACUACAUGAACUCAUCAGAAUUUGAGAACAAACAAGCUCUGUUGAAGAAAGCCAAAGAAGAGGUGGGCCUCAUAAAGGAGCACAGGGUCCAGAUGAGCAGAUACACCGUGAAGGUUCAGCGGGAGCUGGAGCUGGAUGAAUGUGCAAUCCGGGCCCUGAAGGAGGAUCGGAAACGUUUCCUAUGUAAAGCAGUUGAGAACUACAUUAGCUGUUUGUUAAGUGGAGAAGAACAUGACAUGUGGAUAUUCCGACUCUGUUCCCUCUGGCUGGAAAACUCUGGAGUGUCUGAAGUCAACGUCAUGAUGAAGAAAAGCGGCUCAAAGAUUCCUUCAUACAAGUUUCUGCCUCUUAUGUACCAGUUGGCUGCUAGAAUGGGAACCAAGAUGACGGGAGGACUUGGGUUCCAUGAAGUUCUGAAUAACCUCAUUGCUCGAAUUUCCCUAGAUCAUCCUCAUCAUACUUUGUUUAUUAUACUGGCCCUGGCAAACGCAAACAAAGACGACCUUUUGCAAAGUGCAGAGGGAGCAAAGAGAAGCAAAAUAUCUAAAAAUGUGCCGAAACAAAUCUCCCAACUUGACAUGAAUCGAAUGGAGGCCGCCAACAACAUCAUAAAUAUCAUAAGGAGUAGUCGCGCUCACAUGGUCAGAGGUGUUGAGACCCUGUGCGAUGCUUAUAUUACAUUAGCAAACUUGGAUGCCACUCCGUGGAAAGCUCAGAGAAAAGGCAUCCGUAUCUCGGCUGACCAACCAAUCACAAGACUAAAGAAUCUGAAAGAUGUGGUUGUCCCCACCAUGGAAAUUAAGGUGGACCCAACCGGGAAGUAUGAAAAUCUGGUGACUAUUUCCUCAUUUAAGCCAGAAUUCCGUUUGGCAGGAGGCCUCAAUCUGCCGAAAAUAAUAGAUUGCGUGGGCUCAGAUGGCAAGGAAAGGAGGCAGCUUGUCAAGGGUCAAGAUGACCUGAGACAAGAUGCUGUAAUGCAGCAGGUUUUCCAGAUGUGUAACACGCUACUCCAACGAAACACUGAAACCAGAAAGAGAAAACUGACUAUCUGUACUUAUAAGGUGGUUCCCCUGUCUCAACGAAGCGGGGUCCUGGAGUGGUGCACGGGGACCGUGCCCAUCGGCGAAUUCCUGGUCAACAGUGAAAAUGGAGCCCAUAAGAGGUAUAGGCCAAAGGACUUCAGUGCUCUACAGUGCCAGCAGAAAAUGAUGGAUAUACAGAAGAAAUCCUUUGAAGAAAAAUACGAAACCUUCCUGGAGGUCUGCAAUAAUUUUCAGCCGGUGUUCCGCUAUUUCUGCAUGGAGAAGUUCCUGGAUCCAGCAGUUUGGUUCGAGAGGCGGCUGGCGUACACUCGCAGCGUGGCGACUUCAUCCAUCGUUGGCUACAUACUUGGACUUGGCGAUCGUCACGUACAGAACAUCCUGAUAAAUGAGCAGUCAGCAGAGCUUGUUCACAUAGAUUUAGGAGUGGCUUUUGAGCAGGGUAAAAUCCUUCCCACUCCAGAAACGGUGCCUUUCAGGCUAACCAGGGACAUAGUAGACGGGAUGGGUAUCACAGGUGUGGAAGGGGUCUUCAGAAGAUGCUGUGAGAAAACGAUGGAGGUCAUGAGAAACUCCCAGGAAACUCUGUUAACCAUUGUGGAGGUCCUGCUCUACGAUCCUCUCUUCGACUGGACCAUGAACCCCUUGAAAGCUUUAUAUUUACAACAGAGGCCAGAAGAUGAGACUGAGCUGAACUCCACUCUGAAUGCCGAGGACCAGGAAUGUAAUCGAAAACUCAGCGGUGUCGACCAGAGCUUCAACAAGGUGGCCGAGCGGGUGCUGAUGAGGCUGCAGGAGAAACUCAAAGGAGUGGAGGAGGGCACCGUGCUCAGCGUUGGGGGGCAGGUCAACCUGCUCAUACAGCAGGCCAUGGACCCCAAAAAUCUCAGCCGCCUCUUCCCGGGCUGGAAGGCCUGGGUGUGAAUUCUGCCAUGGGACUCGGAUUCGGAAGGACUACUUGUUUGGCAUUCACCUUCUGCCCAACCUGACUUCUGCCACCGUCUGACCUUUCAGAAACACUGUCAUUCAGUCUCCGGCCUGGUCUUGCUGCGUGGCAUUUCGGCUUCACAAGGCUCUAUAGCAGGUGAGUGUCCGUAACCCCAAGACAGGCUGCUAUCACUGAAAAACGUCUAUUCUCUUCAGGACCCGAAAGGAUAAUGGUAAAAAAACAACACAAAAACCCUCCAGCUUACCUUUGCUUUGGAUUUCGUCCUUUGAAGUAAAUUCUCUCUCUUGAUGGUGGUGUACAACAGUGAAGGGUAGCUUCACCCUAAAUGGAAAAAAGUAUGAAUCAGAUGAUUGCAUAUUGAUACUGCUUCUAUUUUCCCCUGUUGAAUGCCUAUAAAUGUUCCACUGGAUCUGAGCCGUCGGUUUCCUCUGUAUGAAGCACUCUGCCAAGUGGGGGGAUGGUGACAAAUAACGUAUCGUAUCAUCAGGAGUGGCAUUUAUUGAGCGCUUACUGAGUGCUGAACUAAGCGCUUGAGUUAUCCUUUUUAAAUUCUCAUGCACAAAAGAGGAAAAAGAGCUAAUUAAAGUCGAUACUGGCGGCAUGUUCUGAAACGAUGAGAGCCGCAUUCAAACUUAAAAGUGGAAAAAGACAAAAAAGGGCCGUAUCAGGUUUUAAGGGCCACCUACCUUACGAGGUUAAUUUUGAACCAGGUUUAACCCUGAUUUUUACGUUGAAAGAUAACAGAAGACGUAAUAUUAGGGAGACGUAAUUACAACAUUUUUAGCAGCACUUCCUAUAUCAAAUCGGGCUUAUUUUACUCUUUUUUUCUGAACAUGACCGACUCCUUUCCACUUCUAACUGAACACUAACUGAAUUGAGUCCAAAAGUUCUGAAUUUGGAUUCAAUAGAGUUAGAGAUGUCACACAGGAAACACAGGGCUUCCCUUUAAAGAACGUGGAAGCCAGUGAAGAGACUUUUACCUCUCGCAUUUUGCUACAGAAGCUGCUGAAUUUGGGCCUUUCCAUGUUUCUUGGAGGGCAGGAGUAAAAGAUGGACUUCAGCUCUUCCUCCCCGUCCCUACUGCUGCUGCUAAGAGGAUUGGUUAGAGCUGAAAGGGGGUUACUUUCUUGCUGACGAAGGCUUUGUCCAUCAUUUCCCUGCCAAAAUUCACCCUAAUUUCCCCAGACGAUGAUUUAUUUGUAGUCUGACAUGUCCUUCUGUUUUGCUUUGUUUAACUUUGGUAGGCAACAGGCGAUCUUUAGACCAGAAACUAAAUCUGCACUUUCCUCAAAGGCAAGCUGACCCGAUGCAUUUUUUCUUUAAACGGAGUCAAACCCUUCAUCAGUUUAGUUUGCAACAAGUGCAUUAUUUUGUAUGUAUUUCCGUCAUUUCAUUUUGUAUAUGUUUCAGUGUAUUUUGUAUGUUUAUCACCGUUUAAAUGCGAGUCCUCUCUAAUGAAAUGUCUAGGCCAGAUUGUUAAAAUGACCGACUUGGCCUCAACAACGGGGGGUGGGGGGUCCUAAAUUAUGGGCGAGUAUGAAUUUUGGCUUUACGAGGCAGGAAGGAAGGAAGCUCUCUAAAUUGUUUUGGCUCCUGCAACCGAGCUUCGGUGUCCCGCGGACCAGCUCAGGGUCUCAGAGCAGUGACUUGGGUGGUGACAGGAAAGAUCAGAAGCCGAGAGCACUUACCCAAUCACUCUCCCCUCACGCCGGACGAGACGAAAAGCCGGGCCCCGCUCGCGACCGCGCUGCUGCUUCGGCCGAUUCAGGAUCGCUUCUGGCAGAGAAGUAGAUCGAAGGCAGGGCCUGUUCAAGCUGGCUGUGGUCGGAAGACGGUUUAACUAGGAACCAAACCAGAGUCCCUUCCCCGACAUAAUCAGGUACAUAAAAAGGCAUGGCUGGGUUUAAGGUACAAAGAAACCGAAAGCCAAUUACAUCUCGAGAGAAUAACCAUUCCCUUUUAAAAGACAGGGAAUAAAAUAAUCAGAGACAAGGUAUACAAAUGUUGGGAACAUUAAAUUUCCCAAGAGGGCUUAUGCUAAAUUGGAUCUGUUGGAUUAAGCUAACGCUGCUGUGAAACCUUUUUAGAGAGGAAAAGGUCCUGCUGGCUUUGAAUGUAGGAAUAAAGUAUAUUUUAAAUGUUUUUGCUAAACAGGAAUAGAAUUGUAUUUCAUGAAAUUUUUUAUACCUGUUUUGGAACGUUACCUUCUACCAAAAUCUCAAUAAAGAAUCCUUGUCCGGGUAGAUACUACCGGACGCGGUGGAA
Messenger RNA from Ornithorhynchus anatinus (platypus), 11618 nucleotides. It is a transcript of the gene ATM, whose product is annotated as ATM serine/threonine kinase. NCBI's taxonomy places the organism in Eukaryota, Metazoa, Chordata, Mammalia, Monotremata, Ornithorhynchidae. Gene Ontology annotation, biological process: DNA repair. The record is from RefSeq and is a predicted model, not a curated record. Gene Ontology annotation, molecular function: protein serine/threonine kinase activity; protein binding. Bases 134 to 9328 code for a protein of 3064 amino acids. The transcript is spliced from 63 exons.